Molecule: messenger RNA, 3327 nt
Organism: Gasterosteus aculeatus aculeatus (three-spined stickleback)
Lineage: Eukaryota; Metazoa; Chordata; Actinopteri; Perciformes; Gasterosteidae
Source: RefSeq, a predicted model, not a curated record
CGGAGAGUCGUCCACCUGCUCCCGGGCAGUGCGGAGCGGUUCUUUGGGGCUGAGGGCUUGAGGUUGUCCGCUGUUGUUGUCGCAACAGUUUCCCUGACUACCAGGGCGCGUGGGACACAAUCGAAUAAGCAGCACCCUGACCCUAAUACAAAAAACCUGCUGAUGGCAGAUCGUCUGCCAUGAGGAUGCACUAAGCAUCCGAUUGGCUAAUUAAAUAGGAGUUCUCCCCGCCCCGCUGUUCCCAGUGCUAAACGCAUGUCGCGGAUCAGGACCACACUGGACAGCGUCACCAAGGCUGUCGGCGGCACUGACCUCAUCUCCAAGUUCUCCCGCCUGAAGCCCGGGAGUCCCGCGGAAAAGGUUCCGGUCAAAGCCGAGGCCUCUAACGGCGAAGCGGCGGCCUCGCAGCCUGAAACCCCCGCGAAGGAAGGAGAAAAGGAAGAAGGCCACGACAGGAUCGCGGCAGAGGAAGACCCGGGCAGGCGAUGCCGGCUAAGUCCUUCCGUCGCCGCGAAGAAGUCCACGUCCGUCCCACCCUUGGCGGAGAAUGCGACCGUGGCCAAGCAGCCCGUGCAGCCGUUUCACCCGGCAGCUCUGUCCAACGCCAUGGAUGACACCUACAAAACUCUAGCCGAGCACAUCAACAGUUACUUUGGCACCGGCACACAAGAGGAAGAAGGAGACGACGGGCCGCCACAACAGCGCCAACACACAAAAGUUGGGGACCCAGUUUCCGGGCCCACUCUCGUUGCCGCCGCUCGGACAACUCGGGACCACGCUGUGGUUUCGUCCUCAGUGGCAGGGGCCAAAAGUAUUGAAGCGGCCGCUGCCCCUCUUCCCCCUCCCUCUUCAACUCCAACGGAAGAGCUCGGUUCCCCGGCCAGGACGACCUCCUCUGAAACCCCGGCGGCGCCGCCCGUCCCCGUGCCCGCUGCCGCCUCCAAAAAGGGCUUCACCCGCUACCUCUCCUACCCCCGGCCCAGCGUUCAGGCGUUUGUCGGCAGCUACAUCACGCCCCUGGUCCCCAAAUUCCGAGGGGACUCCAGAAGCAUCGCGGCCGAAAGAGACAAGCCUCCAGCGGCGGCUAUGGAGGAGCCCGCCGCGGAGAAGAAGAAGAAGAAGAAGGCGGACAGCGACGGGAAGGCGGCGGACGAAGUGAAGCGGCAGCUGUUGAUUCAAAGAGAGAAGAUAACAGCCAGGGUGAGCGUAGACAACAGGACCAGGGCGCUGGUGAGAGGCCUGCAGAGAGUCACCGACGUCAAGCUCCUCACCAGUCGAGUGGAGGAGCUCAGCUUUCACCUGCUAGAGUUCUCGGAGACGCGAGGUGUAGCCAUCAAGGAGGGUGUGUUGCCCUGCCUGCUGCGAUUGCGCCAAGCCAGAGACCUUCCUCUCCAGGCCGCUGUGAGAGAGGCACUGGCCCUGGUGGGCUACGCUGAACCAGUCAAAGGCAGAGGGAUCCGGGUCCUGGCUAUAGACGGCGGCGGAACAAGGGGACUGCUGGCCCUGCAAACUCUGCAUCAACUGCAGAACCUGACGGGCAAACGGAUCCACCAGCUGUUUGACUACAUCUGUGGUGUCAGCACAGGAGCUAUUCUGGCCUUCAUGCUGGGCAUUUUUCAGAUCCCCUUAGAGGAGUGCGAGGAGAUGUACAGGAAGCUGGGCUCGGAUGUCUUCAAACAGAACGUCAUCGUGGGGACCGUUAAGAUGGGCUGGAGCCACGCGUUCUACGACAGCGAGAUAUGGGAAAACAUCCUCAAGGAACGGAUGGGUGAGGGGCGUAUGAUUGAGAGUGCCAGGGACCCGCACUGCCCUAAAGUGUCAGCAGUGAGCACUGUUGUGAACAGGGGCUUACCGCUCAAGGCCUACACGUUUAGGAACUACAGACUCAUGCCGGGAGUGAGAUCCCACUACCUCGGUGACUGCAACCACAAAAUGUGGCAGGCGAUCAGGGCCUCGUCUGCCGCUCCGGGCUACUUCAAGGAGUUUGUCCUGGGAAAAGACCUGCAUCAGGACGGAGGACUGCUAAUCAACAACCCCACGGCUUUGGCCAUCCACGAGUGCAAGUGUCUGUGGCCCAACACGCCGCUGCAGUGCGUGCUGUCCCUGGGGACAGGGCGCUACGAGACGGCGUACGACAACAGCACGACCUACACGAGCCUCAAGACCAAGCUCAGCCACGUCAUCAGCAGUGCCACCGACACCGAGGAGGUGCACACCAUGCUGGACGCGCUGCUGCCCCCCGACACGUACUUCCGCUUCAACCCGUACCUGAGCGAGGACAUCCCGCUGAACGAGAGCCGCGGGGAGAAGCUGAACUUCCUCAAGGGCGAGGGCGAGCGCUACCUGGAGCGCAACGACGCCAAGCUGAGGAAGGCGGCCGGCGUGCUGGGCCAGGAGAAGAGCGCCAUCCAGAGGCUGGCCGAGUGGGCCAAGCUCAAGGCCAACAUGUACGAGGGGCUCCCCUUCGUCUCAAAGCUGUAGCCGUCGGCACGGCGGGAGUUUCCGAAGGUAGGAAGACGUGGAGCGGGACUGCUUCGGCGACAUGAAAGACAAAAAGGGGCAAACUGGACACAUUGUUUGUGCAGGAAGUGAGUUAAUUCAUUAGGCAAGAUGAUAGUAUGCCGUAAAUAAUAGUGUGAAAUGAAAUAUCGUUUUGGGACAGAAUGUGUCUGAGAGGGAGAUGGAAUCAAUUAAGCACGAUUUGAAAGUAGAAUAUUUAUGAAUUUUAGGCUGUUUAAGUGUCGAUUGACUAAACGCACAAUGAUCUAAUGGGACACAAGAAUAAUGAAUAUAACUUUUAUUUUGUAAAAUAGACAGAAACUUUAAUACGUUAAGUAUUAAAUACAUGAUUGCACAUAAAACAUUUGACUAUUUAUAACACUCUGGAGAGGAAUGACAUCAUGCACUUUGUAGAAAUCUCAACCAUGAAAAUGAAACUAGUAUUUGAAGCAAUUGUCAAAUAUUUGAGCGCUCUUCAUGCUAGAAUUUAAGAAUACAACAGAAGUAAUGCUGCCGACUCUUAAUAUCACUGUGCUGUAUUGACACAUACUGACAUGGAAAUCUGUUUCUAAUUCUCAUGAUAAUGUUUCGUAAUGCAAUCACUUUUUCUCCGUGAUCCGUGAUACAAAGCAUGCUCUCCGUUGUUUCCCAUUAUUCUGUACGAUGCUUUUGCUUUUUAACCGAGCUGAAGCCUGAAUUCUGGCUCUCGGCGUCACACACUUUUUACAUUGUGAGAAUGCUAGAUGCCCCGAUGCCUCCCUUCUUUAUUGCUUGGUGGGGGAAAAAUAGAACUAAAAUAAAACUUGGGUUUUCAAAACCUUGUUACUC